UUUUUUUUGGUCAUGGAAUUGACCAAAAUGUCGGACAUGACAAAGCUCCACCAAGCUGUGGCUGCAGGAGACUACAAUUUAGUGAGAAAGAUUUUGAAAAAAGGUCUCUGUGACCCAAACUACAAGGAUGUGGACUGGAAUGACCGAACCCCACUUCACUGGGCUGCAAUCAAAGGGCACAUGGAGGUGAUGCAGCUCCUUCUAGAAUAUGGAGCCAGGCCCUGCCUGGUAACUGAUGUGGGCUGGACCCCAGCUCAUUUUGCAGCCGAGUCAGGCCACGUGAAUGUGCUCAAAGUUCUCCAUGCAUUGCACGCCGCCAUCGACGCCCCCGACUUCUUUGGAGACACGCCAAAGAGGAUCGCACAGAUCUACGGGCAGACCGCCUGUGUGGCGUUCCUGGAGAAGGCUGAACCCGAGUGCCGGGACCACCGGCGCACCGCCAGGCAGAAGGGGCUGCCUCUGGACCAGCAGGACGAAGACUGGGAUGCCAAGAAAAGGGAGCUGGAGCUGUCUCUCCCUUCCUCAAAUCAAAACACCAACAAGAAAAAGAAUAAGGCAAUCCGGGGCCCCACCAGGCCGGGCCAUCCGAAGGAGAGAAGAGCGUGAGAAGGAGAGCAUCCUCGGCAGCUCUAGCAC
Callorhinus ursinus (northern fur seal) is the source of this 636-nucleotide messenger RNA. RefSeq names its product ankyrin repeat domain 66 (gene ANKRD66). The record is from RefSeq and is a predicted model, not a curated record. Gene Ontology annotation, molecular function: protein binding. NCBI's taxonomy places the organism in Eukaryota, Metazoa, Chordata, Mammalia, Carnivora, Otariidae.